AUGGGGUUCAUAAGAGCUUUAGAGGAAAUCGGGAAUCUCAUUGGAAGGCAGGCUCAAGAGAAAGCUGCCACUGUUGCUCAGGCUGCUGAGGCCAUCGUUACUGUCGCUAAUGGGGCUAAUGGGAACCAUGGUAAUCAUGGAAAUAGAAAUCGCCAGAUGCACCAAUUGGUGAAGCAAUUCUUAAAGCUAAAGCCGAUCAAGUUUGAAGGGAAAGGAGAUCCCGAAGCUGCCACCCGUUGGGUUGAGGAAUUAGAAAAGGCUUUUGAACUUUUGGGGUGCACGGAGGAGGAAAAGGUGACCUUAGCGGUCUAUCAACUUCAAGGGAAUGCAAGUGAUUGGUGGAAGGCCACCCGAGGUAGUAUCUUUUCAGAAGGCAUGGGCCCGAACUGGAACACCUUUGUUGAAGCUUUCAACGGGAAGUAUUUCUCUAAAAGUGCACAAGAGCAGAAGAUGGUAGAGUUUCUACGGCUUCACCAGAAUCAAAUGAUAGUGGAUCAGUACGAGACGGAAUUUGCAAGGCUGCCUAAGUUUGUGCCGAGAAUGGUUGAGAAUCUUUUGGAUAAGGCAAGGAGGUUCUGGGAUGGUCUAAAACCGGAGCUCCGUAGUCAGUUGAUUCUGUUGAACUUGAGGGAUUAUAACGAGCUUUACGAGCGGGCUCAGAUGGUUGAACGAGACAUGACAAAAGGGGCUGCUGCUUCUAGAUCGUGA
This is a messenger RNA of Syzygium oleosum, 708 nucleotides long. RefSeq lists its product as uncharacterized. NCBI's taxonomy places the organism in Eukaryota, Viridiplantae, Streptophyta, Magnoliopsida, Myrtales, Myrtaceae. Bases 1 to 708 code for a protein of 235 amino acids. The record is from RefSeq and is a predicted model, not a curated record. The transcript has a single exon.